AUGGUAAACGCCGUUGUAGUUGUGUUGUCCCUGGUUUUCCUUUGCGUACAGCAUUUCCAGGCCAAGUCCACAAAAAAAUAUGAAUACAUCAACCUGCUGUCCAGUAAAGACUACACGGACAAAAUAAGAGAACUGAAGAAAUACAGCAUACAAGAUAAAAAUGCGCCAGUUAAGAAUAAAUAUGUUUUCUCGUGCUAUGGAAGUUCAGGGUACCAUAAGAGGAAAAUUUUGGAAAACUUAUUCAACAUAUCAGCUGAAAGGAACAAUUUAAUCAACUUGGGAUUUAAGCAAAAAAUUGACGUGUGGUUUGGGAAGGACCAAAAUAACAACUUGAACGUGGUGCUCGAUGUGGACUUGCUACAGAACAAGGAAUUCUACGAGGACAGUGUGACCACCAUAUAUGACUUUAGAAAAUUAAUCAACUUCAUUGUUGAAUCGACCAACAGUGUCAUUGUGCCAUUGGCCAGUGAGGACAUACAAUACAGCCACGUUCAGAACAAUGGGAAGGAGGAAAAUGCAACGGAAAGGCAAACCCAUUCUGCAAAGAAGGAACAACAGGAACAGAAAAAAAAAACGGGUACCUUUGUUUUACCAAAAAAGGUGGAAAUAUUUUUAAACCAACUGAAUGAGAAGGGGAAAGAUGAAUUAAAAGAAAGAUAUCCCAAUUUGAAGAACAUUCACUUAAUGAAGCAAAACAAAGUAGCCAUUUCCCUUUUGCAAAAAAACAACAUAAAUAAGUACACCUUUUUCGUGAAUAAGCUAACAAAUCUGAUAAAAGAGAUGAACAAUUUUGAAAAUUUUUGCCCCUUCAACGAGAAAUGUGUGUACAAUAUUUACGUAAUUGAAGAGUCAUACAACAAGACGCUAAACCAUUUUGAUGAAAUAAUUGAAGAGUACGAAAAGGAAAUAACUCAGGGGAAGGUCAUUCCAAAUUAUGGUCAGCUUUCUUCCGACUUGAUAAAAAAUUUGCUGCUCUUUUUUCACAUGUUAACUUUUGAACAAACGGGCACAAAAUUUAAAGACACAAUUUUGGAAAAAUUGCAGCAGCGGUUUUUGUCACUGAUACGUAAACAAAUAGUUAAGCAGAUCGUUCUCAUUGAAAAGAAAAUUAUUAACAAGGGGAAAAAUGCCAUUUUAAAUGAACAUGCUAAGAGGGACAAGGAUUUACUCGGCACAAAAGACGAUAAAAUUGCUGAAUUAAAAAAAUCACUAGUUAACACUUUUAAGGAAGAAGUUAACAAGCUAAUUCCAGCCGGAUAUUUUAAUCAAGAAAAUGAUAUUUUUAGCAACUCCAUGAUUACACAAUUUGAAGAACAGUUUGGUGAAAAAAUUGAACAGGCACUACAUAAUUAUUUCCAACUGAAUCAGAGCCCUUUAAAGAAAUUAUUUGAGAAAAAAAAAAUGGCACAAGAGGGACUGACCAAAAAGAACAAGUGGUUUAACCCGUCCCUUAAUUUUAACCUAACCCUAACUUCCCUCGUUAGGAAAAGUGGAUACGGAAAUUUGCAGAGCUACUUUAUUUACGACUUGGGCAUGCUCACCUUCGUCUUUGGGUUGCUCAAUGAUAGGGACACCCCCGAGGUGCAGCAGCAGGGCGAUAAGGUGCCCUUCUUCAAGUUCCAGCCAAAGGUCAACCUCAAGCUGAAUUUUAGCUAA
Molecule: messenger RNA, 1656 nt
Organism: Plasmodium coatneyi
Lineage: Eukaryota; Apicomplexa; Aconoidasida; Haemosporida; Plasmodiidae
Exons: 2
Coding region: 1-1656 (551 amino acids)
Source: RefSeq, a predicted model, not a curated record